Molecule: messenger RNA, 873 nt
Organism: Rhinocladiella mackenziei CBS 650.93
Lineage: Eukaryota; Fungi; Ascomycota; Eurotiomycetes; Chaetothyriales; Herpotrichiellaceae
Exons: 1
Coding region: 1-873 (290 amino acids)
Biological process (GO): transport
Molecular function (GO): transmembrane transporter activity
Source: RefSeq, a predicted model, not a curated record
AUGUCGGCAGAUUUCUGGGCCAGCUACAUAUCUGGUUCAAUGGGCAUUCUGAUCGGGAAUCGUCUUGAUAUCUUCAAGGUCCAAAUCCAAACGGGCACGGGGAGAGCAUCCCCAGAUACGCGUCCCACGCAAGGGACAAGCCUUCAAAGGCUUGCGGGAUUAUUCAGAGGUACAGCAGCUCCAGUGCUCGGCUACGGUGCGUUGAAUUCGAUUUUAUUCUUGUCCUUCAACAGAUCCCUCAAAUGGAUGGAUCCCAGCAUCUUUGACUACACCAAACUGGCCGGAGUGGAUUUGAGCAAGAUAUGGACGGCUGGUGCCCUUGGAGGGUUGGCCACAUUUGUUGUAUCAGCACCGUCUGAACUCAUCAAGUGUAGGGCUCAGCUCAUCGUCGAUGGGUAUGGGUCUUCAUACGGAACAUUCAAGGACAUCUGGAAGCGCCAAGGCCUCCGAGGCCUUUACUAUGGAGGCACAAUUACUAGCCUUCGAGAUGCUUUCGGAUAUGGCUGGUAUUUCUGGUCUUAUGAGCUAAGCAAGCGGCUGCUUCUCUCAAGACAGCCUGACCCAUUCAUUUCCCCUUCGGCAACAGAGGUUCUAAUAAGCGGAGGCAUUGCGGGUAUCAUCACUUGGGUGUCCAUUUAUCCUUUGGACGUGAUCAAAACCCGCCUCCAAGCUCAACCUUCAUGGCAGCCGGAAAGGCAAACGCUUCUUCCGGGUACCAAUUCACUGUCUGGUCGUGAUCAAACCUCGUUAGGUAUUGCACGUGAAAUUUGGCGGACGACCGGUCUCCGUGGAUUUUACCAUGGUGUCGGUAUUUGCAGUCUGAGAGCAUUCAUUGUCAAUGCCGUGCAGGUGGGGAGCCAUCCGGCACUGUGA